This is a messenger RNA of Wyeomyia smithii (pitcher-plant mosquito), 6314 nucleotides long. Its product is annotated as irregular chiasm C-roughest protein-like. The transcript is spliced from 10 exons. Gene Ontology annotation, cellular component: cell-cell junction. Bases 1678 to 4299 code for a protein of 873 amino acids. Lineage: Eukaryota; Metazoa; Arthropoda; Insecta; Diptera; Culicidae. Gene Ontology annotation, biological process: cell-cell adhesion. Gene Ontology annotation, molecular function: cell adhesion molecule binding. The record is from RefSeq and is a predicted model, not a curated record.
UAGCAUACAACAGUCGUCGCAGGCGCGUAUCUUGAAUGGUGUCUGUGUUACAGCAGGGAAAACCCCGUCGCCGUUUCGUGUGCAGUUCGUGUUGGUUAAGGAACAAAAAAAAAUAAAGGAUUCUUCAAAGAUUUCCCAAGCGUAACGCGGGAAAAAAGGACAAUUUUCUCUCACGCAAAGAGAACAAAUGUGGGCAAGUGAGAAAACAAAGCGACAAACUAGCAAGCAAUCGAUUUGGUAUUUUUGUUUACGAGUACCUUGUGGGGGCCAGUAGGAAACGGAUUUGCGAACUACAAAACGACAGAAAAAAAAAAUUCAAGUGUUAGAAAAAGCGAAACGUGAAGACGAACAUCGUGUCGACCGAAAGUUGUGAAUUCUGUGACGAUCCGUUCAAUUUUCCGAGCAACCGUAUGUGCGAUAGUCAAUAUUUGCUAAUGGAAAAAUAGGAUGCACGGACGGAAAAAUAAGUUUAGGGCCGCAAAGUGAGAGCAAACAGAAUGGGUAAAAUUGUGCCCGCCGUCAGCCAGCCAGCCAGUGAGUGAAUGAGUGAAAAUAAAACGUUCGGAAGCCAACAGGGCCGGUGGCGUGCUGUAGUGAUUCGCGGAAAUAAGGAAAAGUUAGACAUAACCUACAGAUUUUGAAGGUGAAAAUUCUGCCGCACGCGGGAACGUGGAGAAACACAGCCAGUUGAAGUUUUACAGUCGUGGCAUGACUUGUCGGUCGGGGAUUCGGUGCCAACUUCCGUGCCGCCAGGGAGAACUGAAAUGGAAAAUGGGGAGCGCGGAAAAAAUCUCGUCGUGAAAAGUUGAAGUGUGUGACUGUGGCGAGCAAAAAGCGUCGAAAUGGAAAAUCAGAAUACCAAGAGCUUCACGAAAUUUGUGUGAUAUUGAAAAGUUUUACACUCUCAACCCGUGUGGCUGGCAAGACUAGCAAGUGUUGCUGCUGUUAUUGGUAGUGUUAGUAACUUGCUGGUGGUGAAACGUACCUUGUGUGUUGAUAAAAAAAAGAAGGAAAAUUCAGCAAGGAAAACAGUGCGAAUUGAAACAGUGCCAAAAUGAUAUCUCUUGGGUAAAAGGAAAAGAAAAAAGCCGCAAAGAAACCGUGCCAAAACGAAUCGAAACACGAGCAAAUCGCAGUGCGAAUAGUGACGUGACGACCAACCGAAAGGUGGAGUGUGUGUGUUUUGGGGAGAGUGUGUGGAUUGCGGGAAAAAUCAAAUACCGUCCGGGAAAAUUAAGUUACACUCUGGGCUGCAUUCCUCGAGUAGCUGCUACUACUACAUACUACUGCUCGUCUGCCGAACGGAAGCUGCCGAAGCGAGCUGAAGAAAAUAAUUGGAUAAUUAGAUUCGGUACGCGGGAAUCGAUCGGCAGCACUGCCCGAUUGGUUUUGUUUUGUGACGGACAAUUAUCGAAACGAUAAGAAUAUUGGCAGUUUUCAUCUCACUUCACUCAAGAACUUUAAUCAGUAAAGGCGAUUCAAGUGAUGCUGUAGUACAGUGCUGCGCUGCGAGUCAUCCGCUAGUGAAAGUGCAAUGCUUCAGGGUCGGUAGCAGCUAAGCAUAUUUGCACCAGAUAACAAACACAUAUCUAUUAACACACUGCAUUAGCUCACAACACGCACAUUCGAGUUGUGGAUUCGAAAGUCUUGAACCACAGUCGAUUCUUUCUCAACGAAAUGAGGAAAAGCAUAACGAUUCAGCACCUAGUGCUAGUGGUGCUGGCUGCACUGUUUUCGGCCUGUCGAGCUGCCAAGGUAGUCCACACUGGCAGCCAGCGAUUCGCCAUGGAACCUCAAGAUCAAACAGCAAUCGUGGGCUCCAAAGUGACUCUGCCCUGUCGAGUCGAGUCCAAGGUUGGUCAGCUGCAGUGGACCAAGGACGAUUUCGGGCUCGGCUGGCAUCGCAAUCUCAGCGGCUUCGAGCGCUACUCGAUGGUAGGAAGCGACGAGGAGGGUGACUACUCGCUGGAAAUCUACCCGGUUAUGCUGGACGACGAGGCACGCUACCAGUGCCAAGUCAGCCCCGGAAAAGAUGGUACGCCCGGCAUUCGGUCACGCUUCGCCACCCUAACAGUAUUGGUUCCUCCGGAACCCCCGAAAAUUAUUCAAGGGGACUUCCUCGUAACGACCGAAGAUCGAGAGAUCGAGCUGGAGUGCGUUUCGGUUGGCGGUAAACCCGCUGCUGAGAUCACCUGGAUCGACGGUCUCGGUAACGUUAUGGGCAAGGGUAUCGAAUACGUGAAGGAACCGCUGACCGAUACCGGUCGUUAUACGGCCAAAUCGAUUCUCAAGUUGACACCGAAAAAGGAGCACCACAACACUUCGUUCACCUGCCAGGCCCAGAAUACGGCUGAUCGAACUUAUCGGUCGGUGAAGUUGAAGCUCGAAGUCAAGUAUGCCCCGAAAGUGAGCGUCUCUGUCGUCGGUGGUGCCCUCGCCGGUGGUAGAAUCUCGGAAGGUGCCGAGGUUCGUCUGUCCUGCCGUGCGGACGCCAAUCCGAACGACGUCAGCUAUCGCUGGUACAUCGGUGACGAGCUUGUCGUUGGUGACUACACAACAGAAAUGAUCAUUCAUAAUGUAUCGAAAAAGUUCCACGACGCCGUCGUGAAGUGCGAGGUGCACAACGCGGUCGGUAAAAGCGAAGAAAGCGAGAUCCUAGACAUCAGCUACGGUCCCACGUUCCGGUCUAGACCAAAGUCGGUGGAGGCCGACAUGGAUCGCUCGGUUACGUUAUCGUGUGAUGUCGACGGAAACCCUCCCCCGGAGAUCAUCUGGAUUCACGAAGAGUCCAAUCGGGUUGUGUCGACUUCAGCGAACAUCACAAUCAUCGCCUCGCGUGAAACCACUGGAAGCUACUACUGUAAGGCCAGCGUAAUGGGAUUCCCAGAGAUCGAAGCCGUGUCCUCAUUGUACCUGAAGGGACCCCCUCAGAUCCGCUCCCAGCGGCAGCAGUACGGCGUCGUGAAUGACAACUCCCAGAUCCAGUGCGAAGCCGUGUCGGUUCCGAAAGCGAAGCAGAUCAUCUGGACCUACAACGGGUUGGAGAUCAACAACGAAAAUGACUACACGAUCCUCGAGAAUCACCAGCCGGAAGGCGUCCGUUCGACACUGAUCAUAAACAACAGCCAGAAGCAACAUUUUGGGGUAUAUAAUUGUACGGUGAUCAAUGAGUAUGGGAUGGAUUCGGUGGAGAUUGAGUUCAAGGUCUCCAAAGAUACGAUUCUACUGCCAGUAAUAAUCUUCGGUUCUAUUGGAGGCUUCAUUUUGGUGAUCAUUAUGAUCAUCUUGGGGAUGUGCUUUUGUGUACGAAAAAGCAAGAAGAAGCUUCCGCCAGCCGAUGUAAUACCUGAGCAACAUUACAUCACGGAAAAAGCCUGCAAAGAAAGUGACCGAUCCUCGAACGUGAGCGAUUUGAAGAUCGAUCGCGAUCACGAAUACUCGGAAACCUGCUCGGGAACGGACAGCAUAGCAACGCGACUGGCGAUGAAUAUCUUGGGUUCCUCGAGCGGCAGCAACAACAGUGGCAACGGAAACAUGGUCAAUGGCGUUAGCAGCGGAGGCGGAGGAGUCCCAUUGGCGGGUCCAGUGCGAAUCCCUAGCGAUUAUCGGGUUUCUUUCUAUGUUCCUAGAUACUCGGGUGACUUCACAGACGGUCUCGGUCAGCUGCAAGCCAAAAUCGGUCAAAGUAACGGAGGUUACGUCCCGUACGUAGACUACGCGCAUGACUACAACAUGCCGCUGCAUGUCAACACCAACGGUCAGCUGCCGAAUGGAAACCUCAGUCUAACGCGGAAUCGUGCCGAGCUGAGGCAAGAUAACGGACUUCCCAACAUCGGCAGUGGAAUGGGAACGCUGUCCAACAGCCUCAUGAACACAUCGCUGAUGACCGCUCCGAGCAUAGAUCCGCGAUACAGCGCCACCUACGGCAAUCCGUAUCUGCGAAGCAGCACCACCCAGUUGCCGCCUCUUCCCCCGCCGAGUACGGCAAAUCCGGCCGUAACUCCCGCCCCGCCACCGUACAGUGUCGGUCGCGGUCAGAACUCCCUCCUCUCGAUGGGCGUCAAUCUGGGAGUCGGCAAUGGGCUCAACAGCGGCAGUAUUGUCGGCAUUACUUCCGGCUUGACUAGCCCGGAAUCGAUCCGGUCGUCCUCUGGUGCCAAUACCAGCAUGGAUCAGACGUCCCAGCAGAGUCAGCCAACACCCACGCUUCCGGUCGCCGGAGCGAGUCCAUGUCCGGGUCAAUUCAUUCUUCCAGCGAACGGGGAUCUGCGGAAAGGAGCCCUGGCGACACACGUCUAGCGUAAGCGUCCUCAUAUCCGGUUGUUAUCAACUGCCCACGCGGCUUAGGUGUUUGUAAGCAGCUUUAUUCGUAGCCCCAUUGCAGGGAUAGCUUAAUCCAACGACAAACCGUGCGCCCACUGAAUUGUACUGACUCGUAAUGUGAAAAUGUGAUAACAAUAUUUAUUUCCGCUGCUGUUUAGCAUGUCGUAAGCUGCACAGUUCAAUUCAGUACGCACCACGUUGUGCGGUAAAAAAAAUACACGCUCCUCUACAUAAUCAAGGAUCUCCUCAUAUACUGCAGCCUCUCCCACCACCCACUCGUAUGUGUUCAGUAGCGCUUUUCCUGACGCCUUGAAACAUCCAAUUGGCCACUCUCGACCCCACCACCUCUUUCUCACUCUCUCACUCUUCCCCCCAAUUGCGUCACCCUCCAACCUUCCCCCCCACGUCAACAACAAUCUUCUACAACAUGUAUAAGAGACGAAAAAUGCGUGGCCUUAUUAGUCGAAACUAAACAAGAAAAAAAAGAAACAAGAUAAAACCAGUUGAGAAAAAAAAUCAGAAGUUGAAAUUGGAUAGUGUUUUUCCUUUUAAACUUGUUCUUAGCGAAGUCUAUUAUAAUCGAAAAUUCGAAAUUUUAUCGUAGCUUAACGGAAAUUCGGCUUGAGCUUUAACAAAAAAAAAACCUUUUACGUAGAGAUCAAUGGACACAAACUGUAUAUCGCUGUGUAACUAGAGAAAAUCGAACAAAAAAAUCUGUAACACCUUUAGCAAUAAACAGAACACAGACAAGAAUAUAAUUCCCAACUAUAUAGGGCCGAGAUUUAAGCAUAGCAGAAAAAUCCUGUCUAAGCGCGUGUGUGUGUUUUUACUCUGUUGCCUGAUAGUAUCGUUAUUUUAACAAACGAAAAAAAAAAACUCCUGUAAAAGAAACGAAACGUAAAAAAAACGAGUUGCAUUUGUGGUUUGAGCUUUUAAAAGUUUUGCUGAAGCGAAAAAUUGAAAGGGAAUUUAGCGUGCGGAGAAAGAAAAGUUUCUGCGCCAGACUCCACGCCGAAGCAAAAGAUGCAAGGACGAGAUUUCAUAUACGUAUUAAGUUUUUGCCAAUAACCCACUCCCACUGUACACAGCACACACACACAAUAGAUAGAUCCUUUUGAAAUGAAACGGCUCCCACUUCUGUGCUGGAGCAGACAGACGACAGCGGAAAGACGCGACGAGACGCAACGCAACAACCAGUGUGCCAAGGAUUAGACGAAAACAACUUGUGUCUCCCAGCAAAAACCCAGAAUAGAGAGCAUCGCUCAGGUACAAUGCAAUCGUUAGGCGGGCGUUUGUUGUUGUUGUUGUUGUUGUUGUUGCCAAUGAUGAUAAUGAUGAUGCUGUUUAUCAGCGAACGUCUCGUUCAAGAGCAGGACAAAAAAAACAUCGUGAAAUUGAAGCUAGCAUUACAAAGAUGAUCGUGCAUUAGCAGAACUGCGAGUGUGUUGUAAUAUACCAAAUUACUUUUUUGAUUAUCCUUUAAGUUUUAGCAGAAAAAAGCAAACAAGCGAAGGGCAAAUUUUACGAGAUAUUAUCUUAUAAGAAAAAUUAAUGCAAAGAUCCCCCUCGACUGAUAAGUAGUUAUUCUUUGCUGGAAUAUAUAUAUAUACAUAGCUAGUGGUUUUAGGUACUUAGUUAAAAUAUUAUACAGUUUUCGCUGAUCAAAAGGCGUAGUGCUGAAAGUGCAGCAAAGAAUAUAUGUAUGCAAAAUUUCGACGGAAUUUAAAGGAAUUGUACAUAAUGAGAUUUAUUGCCGGAAAACGAAAAAUGCAUAUAUAUUACAAUUAGUGAUCUGAGAUACUUUUAGAUAGUGCAAGUAAACGAAUCUUUGUAAAAAUAAAACGAACAUAUAUUUCAUUGGACUUGUAAAACCUGUCAAUUGUAUAUAACAAAGAAAAAUCUCUCUAUAGGCCAUAAGGAUUUGAAGUCAAUUGAUUCUCAUAUAGGUAAAAUGGAAAAUAAACGAAACGCUGAUUUUGACGAAUAAUAAA